AUGAGCACUACACCUAUCCAGGAACCCCCUACCCAGGGACUGUCCUCUGGGAGUGGGCAGACCUUACCCUCCCGACCCCUGCAGCUCUCGUCUGACCCUUCAGCUUCUAAAAGAGUAUGUUUCUACAAAAGCGGUGACUAUCAGUUUGGAGGGCAUCGAAUGGUCAUCAAUACCCGCACCUUUAAGACCUUUGAUGCUCUACUGGAUGUUCUUUCCAAGAAAGUGCCUCUGGCAUUUGGAGUGAGGACUAUCACCACACCCCGGGGGACUCACCUUGUUAAGGCAUUAGAUGACUUACAUGAUGGAGGUGCUUAUGUGUGCUCUGACCAGAAACGUGUGAAGCCAAUAAAUCUGGAUGAAGUGAACCGGCGGCAGGUACCUUGGAAUACUACCAGACCACUCAGUGCAGGGCGACGGCGGCGGCCAGCAAAGGUCACUGAAAGGGUGGCAGUACGGACACCAAAGAGGCUUAUGGUCAUCAAGAACAGGGAUCCAAGUGUUAAACGCACAAUUGUUUUGCAGAGAAGAACAGCUCCAACAUUUGAUGCGUUGCUGGAUUACCUAUCGCAGAUCCUGCAGUUCCCAGUGCUGAAACUCUACUCUACAGAUGGCAGAAGAGUUGAUGGUCUUGCUGCUCUCAUCUUGUGCUCUGGAGUUGUUGUGGCAGCGGGCAACGAGCCUUUCAGAUUAGCAAACUAUAGUUUUCACAGAACAGGCCAGAUGGCACAGGCCAUGUUCCUGGAAACUGCUGAACCAUCAAUGUUACAACCUAGAGCACAGAAGAAAAAGUCUUUCUCGAGCGGACGAGGAUCAAGGAACUUCUCCGUGUCAUCAGAGCGAUAUAUUGUGAACCAGAUAAACGAGUCUCAAAAUGGCCACCUGCAUCCCCACAAUGGAGUACUUGAAGCAGAAGCCAAUCAGCAUCACACAUCUAUGGAGAUGUCCGGAACUGGCAGGGAAGAUAACGUGAAUCAAACCUGCGUCGUACCUCACGAUGAUGACAUUGAAAAGUCUUUCCGCGUGAAUCAAGAUGGCAGCAUGACUGUGGAGAUGAAAGUUCGUCUGACCAUUAAGGAGGAGGAGAUGCUCCACUGGACAACCACACUCAGCCGCACCAGCCUUAGCAAGAGGGCAGCUUGUGCCUCAAUUUCUGAGUCAGGCAACCGCUCCCCUGACUCGAACAAUGUCAUUCCCAAAGACUCCUCUAGUAUCAGCGAGGAAGAAACGAAAGAGGAGAACUUUCCCUCCGCAGCUGGAAAAGGCGUCGGCUUUAAUGAUGAGCGAACAUGUGAAGGAUACACUUCAACAGCUACGAGAAAAGCAAAAAAAAGUGUCAAACGCACUCCCACACCUGGUCCUCGACAUGUUAAUAAAAAGGCGUCUAUUGAGAGUGUGAAGAGGGUCACAGAGUCAGGGGUGCAAGAGAGCAUGCUGGGACAUUAUUCCUAUGUGGAAAGGACAGCCGAUGGCGAAACAACGGAGGGAUACUGCCUUGUCAAACACAGCAGCAGCAGCAGCAAUAGACCCAUCCCAAAACCUCGCAAAACAGCAUCCGCAGGAAUGAGCAACAAAUGCACCCCCUCCUCCAUCAGGUCAUCAGGAGUUGCUGAGGUCCUUCAGAUACAGAAUAAUGGGAUGGAGUUUAGAGAGACUGUGAUGCAUAUUUAUGAGACCCAAGGCUGCUAUGACAACUAUUUGGCGAAUCAGGAAUAUAGUGUAGAUGGCGUUCCUUUACAUGGCUCCCCUCCAGCACCACAAAGUAAACAGUCGACUGACUCAGGGCCUCAUUCAUCGAGUAAUGAUUGUGAUAUAGAUUGUAGCUGGCAGCCACCCACUGCUGACUCACUGCAAAGGCAGAAAGAGGAGAUGCUAUCACUGUCAUCAGAGCCAGUAUCUCUGACACAUGAGAAUACAAACAAUCUGUCUUCACCGAGUGAAAACGAAACCAAGAGAAACCUUCAAAUUCUAGAGAGAGUAAAACUAGACAACACUCCAAAAAGCACGACGAAGAAAAAGAUGACUACAUCUGCCAGGAGCCAGAAGAGUUCAACUUCAACAAGUAACACGGAUAAAAAACCGAAGGAAAGCCUAAUCAGCCCCUCAAAAGAUAGCAAGCAUUCAUCUGCUGACAAGCUAAGCAGUAAGGUCAGUGUGGGGAAAAGGAGUGUGAAUUCUUCUGAAAGUGCUAGAAGUGGUCAAAAGAGUAAAGGAGCAGAAAAGAAAGCAGAAAGUCUCCAAUCUAAGAAAUCCAAUAAAGGUGAAAAAACACCAACAAAGAGCUCAGCCUCAUUAGUUAGAACAGCACCACAGAGACAAAACACAAGCAAAGAAGCUGCUAGCGAUAUUGGCCACAAUGUAAAUACUCCAACUGGAAGGCCACAAAUGAAAAAGAACAUGUCAGACAUUUUGCAACCCAACAAAUCUCUUACUAAAAAGACAACUAGCAAGCCAAAAUCCAUGCCUGAAAGCGGAAUAUCACCAACAAAACCGCUUGUUUCGAUGCCUUCUCUCGAUCCUUCACCCUCCGAGAUCCACCAAUAUGUUGAGAACUGGUUGGAGAAAGUCACCCCAGACCAAGUGCCAUAUCCAGAGGAGGUGAUCACAGAGGAAACACAACCUCGAACAAAGGUUAUAUUUCAGAUAGGCGGAGAUUCUGAAUCAGAUGAAAAAAAUGAAUGCCAUACUAAUUUUGAUGAAAAUAACCCAUCCUCCAAUGAUGUUAUAAAGGGAUCAUCAUCUUGUCUAUCAGUUCCUCUUAGCCACCAAGAACUAACAACAGUACAAGGUUUAAGUGUUUCUAUGCCAAAUGUCAGAGCUGACCUUGAACAUCAGGAGAACAGACUGAGGCCACACAAAUCUGCAGAGGCCAUCUGUCCAGCUGGCGAUGAAACAUCUUCAUCAUCUAACUUUUUGAGUCCCAAAGCAAAGAUAAAGCCUGCCCUGCAACAACUCUGUUCAUCUAUUCAGUGCAUCAGAAGAGCCUCUGACACCAACGUGGCAUCCAACCUUGAAAAAUCUAACAGCCUUCCCGAUUUCCCGACACAAGUAGCCUCGGUGUUUGGCUCGUCGUGUAAAGCCUUUGUGUCAUUCUUGUCAGUGAUGACUCUGAGAGAUCACCUCAUAGACUCCACACCACGAGAGGAUAAAAUAUCAAGAACCAAGUCAGAGGCGAUGCUAAUGAUGGAGUCCCUGCAGAAGAUUUCGGCCAUCGAGGACGAGGAAGAGCAGAGAGCAAGUCUGACUGAUUUGCAAAGCAGAGCAUCUUCUCGUUUAAGACAGAGCUGGAAGGAUUUCCAGAUUCUGAGGGAAAGGCUUGAAAGUGAACCCCUUUCUCCCAAAGUGUCAGAAACGGAGUUUGCGCUCGAUGUCGUCUCUGAAGGCGGCGAUGCAUUUGAGGAACAGCAUUCGGGCAUUGAUGAGCUGAUGGAGGAGCUGAGCAUGCCGCAAGACCUCAGGGAACAGAUCGCUUCGACAAUCAGAACUUUUUACCCUGUGGAAGAGAGCCAGUGUGUAGAGACUGAUCGAAACCAGUCAGACUCAGAGGAAGAUUUAGAGCAAUUUGUCCAGGACUGUAACGAUGAAACAAAACAAUCACUUGAGUCUGAUAGUCGAUGUGAAGAUUGGGAAAGAGAGGAAGAGGAAGAAGAGGAGCAAGAAGUAAAAUCAGGGGAAGUAAGUAGUGAAGAAUCUAUUGAUAAAGAAGAGGGAGGGGCAUAUGAAGAGGAGGAGACAAAAGAAGAAGAAAGUAGAAAAGAGGAACAACUAGAGGAGAAAAGAGAGGUGAAGAUUAAGGGGGAUGGAGAUACAGAAGAUGAAAGUGAAGGGACUGAAAAGGAAGAUGGAGAAAGGGAGGAAGACAGAGAAGAAGAGCCAGAGCAAUCAGAAUCAGACGAAGACAGUGGAGAGGGGUCUGUUGAUAAGGAGGAAGCAGGGGUGGAUGAAGAAGAGCAAGAGACAGAUGAAGAGGAAACAACAGAGGAAGUAGAUGAGGUGAACCAGCAAUAUAGAGAUAGAACAGACACAGAGGCCGAUAGUGAAGGGACUGAAAAAGAAAAUAGGGGAAGAGGGGAAGAUGGAGAAGAAAAGCCAGAGCAAUCAGAAUCAGAGGAAGUGAGUGAUGAGCAAUCUCUUGACAAGAAAGGAGCAGGGGCAGAUGAAGAGGAGGAAGAGAUGACACUGGAUGAAAGAGAGCUGGGGGAUGAAUUAGGAGAAGGAGAGGAAGAAGAGGCUGAUGAGACAGAUGAAGAUUUCAUGAAUGAGGACCCAACUCAGUAUAGUGCUGAAGAAACAGAUGAGAGAGAGGGUGCUGGGGAGACAGAGGAGGAAGAGAAGAUAAAUGAGAAGGUUUACGAGGAAGGUGAGGAAAAAAGCAGUGAUGGAGGGGAAAAUGAGGAGAGGCAUAAGGAGGAGAAAGAAGAUGAAGGUGACAAUGUGGAAGACACAAAUAAAGGGGGUGGAGUAGAAAAUGUAACUGUAGAAUUAGAGCAGGAGGAGGAAGAAAAUGAAGAGUUACACCUUGUUACAGGUGAUGUAGAGCAGGAACUACUGGAAGGUACUGAGGUAUCUGACGAUGAGGAAAAGAAAAUUGGGGAUGGUAUUGAGGCAGAUGAGGAAAAGGAGGUGGAAGCAGAAAUAAAUGCAGUUACUGCAACAGAUGCAGAGGAAAGUGUUAGUGAAAAUGCAGAUGAUGACAAGGAAAUGGAAGAAUUUAAUGAAGAUAGAAAUGAGCUAGAAGUUGAGGAUGAAAAGGAAACACAGCAAAUAGAAGAGGUUAGUGAGGGAAACAAUGAAGAGGAGGAGGAGGAGGUAGAAGAAGAGAGAGAACAAGAUGAAGAACAUGAGGACGAAGGUAGUGGAGAUUCUGUGGUUAAAAAUACAGAGGAAGAGAGAGCAAGGACAACAACAGACGAGGAAGAGGUAGACGGAGGAAGGGACAUGGACACAGAAGAUGAAAAGUAUGAUGAGGCUGAAGACAGGAGGAGAGAGCCGGAGCAAACAGAAAGUAGUCAGGAGGUAGAAUCAGCAGAAGAGAGAGAAUGUGGAGAAGAGUUAGAGAGGGAUGAAAAUCUGACAGCAGGUCAAACUGGAGAUGAAGAGGAGAGGGAGGAUGAUGAAGAGAAGGAGCCACAAGAGAAAUUAGACCAGGAAAAAAAACAAGGCACUGAAUCCCCAAGCAAAUACUCCUCUGAAGGUCAGUGUGCUGAUGACAAAGGUAACGGAACAGACACGGUUACUGAAACAGAUGAAGGAGGAGAGAUGCUUACAGAAAGAAGUGGCAGUUUAUCCCAUCCAGGGGAAAUAUCCCAGGAAUUACUCGACUUUGUGAACUAUGCCCUCCGGUCUUCUUCGCUUGUAUUCAUAUAUGACAAGGAUGGGAACAUUAGGAUAGAGCCUGAUAAUGCUCAGGUUGUAAAAACCAAGCAAAGUGUUCUUCUGAAAAGCAGAAAAGACAGUUCAUACGGCUUAAAAUGCCUGCCAAGCCCGAGCACCUCUGAUUUAUCUGAUUACAGACCAGAAACAUCAGAGAGCGGCAGCUAUAGAACUCAGGAGUCUGUAGAUAUUAUGUCAGAGAGUGGAGGAGAGGCUUCAGAGAAACCUUCUCCAGUCUAUACACAUUCAGCUGUCCAAGCUGAGAGGACAAGUCUGGAACUGGCUAGCUCAAAGUUGUCUGUUGCAAGUAACUCAGGAACCUUUCCUAGUUCCAGUGACUCAGGUACUAAAGCCUCAAGGGAGGAUCUUUCUUACUUCAGUGCAGCAAGCUCAUUAAAAGCAGAUCGUGAAGCCACCACACAGGCUGCACAGUGCAUUGCUUUUGUCUCACAAAACUCAGCAGAUGGGGUUUUGAUUGAUCAAGGCAGAUGGCUCCUAAAGGAGAACCAUCUCAUAAGAAAAUCUCCUCCAGUCUCGCUGGGAAUGUACAGCAAUUUGGACAGCACAUCCGUAGACACAGGUCAGGAGAACACUAGCGACGAUUCCCCGCCCCAUUUCAAAACUCAGCACAGUCCCCUUGCAGCCAUAUCCUCAUCAGAACUCGAGGAGAUGGCGAAGCCUCCGACUCCAAAGUGCAUCUACUACAACCUGCCACAUGGUAGCGACUCGGACCCCUUUUUAGAUGCUUCAAGUAUUAAAAGCAGUGAUCGAGGCAGGGGUGUCAGGGUGUCACCUACUAUUGACACAUCAAAAACCUGGGCAAAUAAAAAUGGCAGUCAGUCUUCCUUUGCCUCAGUGGAGUUCAGAAUCCCAGACAGAAAAGUUCAUCCCGAGGGCGAGUCAGCGGUUGUGACACAGCCAAGUAGGACAUCUGGUGGCGUAAGCCAUGUACUACAAGCACAAGACUCAAUGGACAAUCUGCAUUUGAGAUGUGGCCAAUACUGCCCCAUACUAUGAUAUUUAACAGAAUCAGCUGCUAGUAUCGACUGUGUUUGUUGUUUAAUGUCAUGCAACUUGAAAAAUUUGUUGUUUUAUCUGUAAAUAAUUAUGAACCAUGAGAGUUGUGCCUCUUAUUUGCAUUUGAAUACAGAAAAAAAAGUCUAAAUUUACGAUAUUUUUUGGUGCUGAAUAUCAGGUAGUGUUUGAUAGGAUAGAAGAAUGUAAACAAAUAAGACCUAUUUUUCUUCUCCCUCAAAUCUCUUGAAAAUCAUACGGGAAAUAAAAAAAAGGUCAUCUGUAAUAGA
This is a messenger RNA of Pundamilia nyererei, 6674 nucleotides long. NCBI's taxonomy places the organism in Eukaryota, Metazoa, Chordata, Actinopteri, Cichliformes, Cichlidae. The record is from RefSeq and is a predicted model, not a curated record.